This is a messenger RNA of Drosophila busckii, 1496 nucleotides long. It is a transcript of the gene Lis-1, whose product is annotated as lissencephaly-1 homolog. Gene Ontology annotation, biological process: establishment of mitotic spindle orientation; brain morphogenesis; nuclear migration. Gene Ontology annotation, molecular function: microtubule plus-end binding; dynein complex binding. The transcript is spliced from 7 exons. Gene Ontology annotation, cellular component: microtubule associated complex; neuronal cell body; cytoplasmic microtubule. The record is from RefSeq and is a predicted model, not a curated record. Lineage: Eukaryota; Metazoa; Arthropoda; Insecta; Diptera; Drosophilidae. The coding region runs from base 172 to 1407 and encodes 411 amino acids.
GUUCUCUGCUCGUCGCGUUUGAUAUCUGCGUAAUUCUUUGCCAAUUUAUUGAUAUAAACGCAAUUUUAAUUAAAAUAAAUUAAGAAUUUGUCAUUUUGCACAAGAGCGGGCAACAACAAAUUUGUAGCUGCUGCAAAAGAAAACUAAAGCUCGGGCCCACUGAAAAACAGCAUGAAAAUGGUGUUGUCGCAACGGCAGCGCGAGGAGCUUAACCAAGCGAUUGCCGAUUAUUUAGGCUCAAAUGGCUAUGCAGAUUCAUUGGAAACAUUCCGCAAGGAGGCCGAUCUCAGCACAGAGGCGGAAAAGAAAUUUGGCGGCCUGCUAGAGAAGAAAUGGACGUCGGUCAUACGGCUGCAGAAGAAGGUGAUGGAACUAGAGGCUAAGCUAACUGAAGCUGAGAAGGAGGUUAUCGAAGGUGCGCCAACAAAGAACAAACGCACACCUGGCGAAUGGAUACCGAGGCCGCCAGAGAAAUACUCAUUAACAGGACAUCGUGCCAGCAUAACGAGGGUUAUAUUUCAUCCAAUUUUUGGGCUCAUGGUUUCGGCUUCAGAAGAUGCCACCAUUAAGAUAUGGGAUUUCGAAACCGGCGAAUACGAGCGUAGUCUCAAAGGACACACAGACUCUGUGCAGGAUGUCGCAUUCGAUGCGCAGGGCAAACUAUUAGCUUCCUGCAGCGCUGAUUUAUCUAUCAAACUGUGGGAUUUUCAACAGAGCUACGAAUGCGUUAAAACCAUGCAUGGUCAUGACCACAAUGUAUCCUCGGUAGCCUUCGUGCCCGCUGGAGAUUAUGUGCUUUCCGCUUCGCGUGAUCGCACAAUCAAAAUGUGGGAGGUCGCCACAGGUUAUUGUGUCAAAACAUACACGGGCCAUCGGGAGUGGGUCAGGAUGGUGCGAGUGCACAUUGAAGGCAGCAUUUUUGCCACAUGCUCAAAUGAUCACACAAUACGCGUUUGGUUGAUGAAUUCAAAAGACUGCAAAGUUGAAUUACGCGAUCAUGAGCACACAGUCGAAUGCAUUGCCUGGGCGCCAGAGGCAGCUGCCUCGGCGAUAAACGAAGCAGCCGGCGCUGAUAACAAAAAGGGUCAUCAUCAGGGACCAUUUUUGGCGUCGGGCUCGCGUGAUAAGACCAUACGCAUUUGGGAUGUUAGCGUUGGUUUGUGUCUGCUGACACUGAAUGGCCAUGACAAUUGGGUGCGUGGCUUGGCAUUCCAUCCGGGUGGCAAAUACUUGAUAUCGGCCAGUGAUGACAAGACCAUAAGGGUCUGGGAUUUGCGCAACAAACGAUGCAUGAAGACGCUCUAUGCGCAUCAACAUUUCUGCACAUCAAUUGAUUUUCACAAAGCGCAUCCGUAUGUUAUUUCCGGCAGCGUGGAUCAAACAGUUAAGGUUUGGGAAUGUCGUUAGGAAACUUGGCAAACGAUUUGCUUAUUUCUCAAUUUAAAAAACAAAAAUAAUUAAUAAAUUAUAUAUACGUGCUUAUAUAUAUUUAUUUA